UGCUGGAAACCCUCAAGGAGCUGCAGCAUGCGCUGUGACUGGGACACUCACUGUAUUCCUAAAGUCUUCAUCUGCAAUGGGAUUAGGGACUGUCUAGAUGGCACUGAUGAAGCCAACUGUGCUGUUUCCAGACCAGCUCAGACAAGCUGUAAGAGCCCCUCAGUACUGUGUCCGGGAACGUCCGUAUGUGUGUCUCAGGCUCAGCUGUGUGAUGGCAGAAGAGACUGUCCCGAUGGAUCUGAUGAAGCUUCUUGUAUAGAUGCAUGUGCUGCUCCAGGUGACUUUCUGUGUGAGGACAGGAGGAAGUGUAUUGAGGAAUCUCUAGUCUGUGAUGGGCGCUCUCACUGCCUUGAUGGUUCUGAUGAGGUGGGAUGUUCUACCAUAGCAACUAAAACCACAACCACUGCACCCUUCAAGUGUCGUGUGGGCACUAAACCCUGUAAGGACGGACGUGAGUGUGUGCUGUACAGUCAUGUGUGUGAUGGAGAGAUGGACUGUAAGGACGGAUCUGAUGAAGAACAUUGUGAACUUCAGUGCAAUCCAGGGAUGUUUCAGUGUAUUCAGGGGAAGAAGUGUAUUGACUUUCGGCAGGUGUGUGAUGGGACUCCUCAGUGUCCGGAUCACUCGGAUGAAGCAGGCUGCUGGAAACCCACUAAGAGCUGCAGCAUCCGCUGCGAUGGGAACAGCCGCU
Molecule: messenger RNA, 691 nt
Organism: Sinocyclocheilus grahami
Lineage: Eukaryota; Metazoa; Chordata; Actinopteri; Cypriniformes; Cyprinidae
Product: low-density lipoprotein receptor-like
Exons: 5
Cellular component (GO): plasma membrane; signaling receptor complex
Molecular function (GO): protein binding; low-density lipoprotein particle receptor activity
Source: RefSeq, a predicted model, not a curated record